Felis catus (domestic cat) is the source of this 6180-nucleotide messenger RNA. RefSeq names its product one cut homeobox 1 (gene ONECUT1). Gene Ontology annotation, biological process: regulation of transcription by RNA polymerase II. Gene Ontology annotation, cellular component: nucleus. The record is from RefSeq and is a predicted model, not a curated record. Bases 456 to 1853 code for a protein of 465 amino acids. Lineage: Eukaryota; Metazoa; Chordata; Mammalia; Carnivora; Felidae. The transcript is spliced from 2 exons. Gene Ontology annotation, molecular function: RNA polymerase II cis-regulatory region sequence-specific DNA binding; DNA-binding transcription factor activity, RNA polymerase II-specific.
GGCGGCGGCGGCGGCGGCAGCGGCGGCGGAACCGCGGCCACAGAGUCUGCAACAGCAACCGAGCCAUGGCUGGAGCUGGCCAGCGGCGCGGGCAAAAAGCAGCCGCCGAAGACGCGCGGGCUGCGUCAGGGGAGCCGGGGGCCUCAGAAUUCUAAGAAGGAAAGGGCGAGAGGGGGCCAGGGGCGGGCGGGCUGGGGGCUCCGCGCUCGCCCAACGGCACGGAUCCUUUUUGGAAAUUAAUAUUUAAAAAAAAGCCGAGGACGCAGAGGGGAAGGUGGGGGCAAGAGGGAAGGCGAGACACUCAGAGAGGGAGACAGAGCCCCACAGUGAGAGGAAGGCAGGCAGGCAGGCAACAGUCGCCGGCAGCCGAUGUGAAGACCGGACUGCGUGCGCCCUUCGCCGCCUUUGCCCGGCCUCAUCGAUGUUGUGUCCGCCGCCCGCUCGCCCGGAUCACGAUGAACGCGCAGUUGACCAUGGAGGCGAUCGGCGAGCUGCACGGGGUGAGCCAUGAGCCAGUGCCCGCUCCUGCCGACCUCCUGGGCGGCAGUCCCCACGCGCGAAGCUCCGUGGCGCACCGUGGCAGCCACUUGCCCCCCGCGCACCCUCGUUCCAUGGGCAUGGCGUCCUUGCUGGACGGCGGCGGCGGCGGCGGCGAUUACCACCACCACCACCGGGCCCCCGAGCACAGCCUGGCCGGCCCCCUGCACCCCACUAUGACCAUGGCCUGCGAGACUCCCCCAGGUAUGAGCAUGCCCACCACCUACACCACCUUAACCCCUCUGCAGCCGCUGCCGCCCAUCUCCACCGUCUCGGACAAGUUCCCCCACCAUCACCACCACCACCAUCACCACCACCACCCGCACCACCACCAGCGCCUGGCGGGCAACGUGAGCGGUAGCUUCACGCUCAUGCGGGACGAGCGCGGGCUGGCCUCCAUGAAUAACCUCUAUACCCCCUACCACAAGGACGUGGCCGGCAUGGGCCAGAGCCUCUCGCCCCUCUCCAGCUCCGGGCUCGGCGGCAUCCACAACUCCCAGCAAGGGCUCCCUCACUAUGCCCACCCGGGCGCCGCUAUGCCCACUGACAAGAUGCUCACCCCCAACGGCUUCGAAGCCCACCACCCGGCCAUGCUCGGCCGUCACGGGGAGCAGCACCUCACGCCCACCUCGGCUGGCAUGGUGCCCAUCAACGGCCUUCCUCCGCACCACCCUCACGCCCACCUGAACGCCCAGGGCCACGGGCAGCUCCUGGGCACGGCCCGGGAACCCAACCCUUCGGUGACCGGCGCACAGGUCAGCAAUGGAAGUAAUUCAGGGCAGAUGGAAGAGAUCAAUACCAAAGAGGUGGCGCAGCGUAUCACCACCGAGCUCAAGCGCUAUAGCAUCCCACAGGCCAUUUUCGCGCAGAGGGUGCUCUGCCGCUCCCAAGGGACCCUCUCGGACCUGCUGCGCAACCCCAAACCCUGGAGCAAACUCAAGUCCGGACGGGAGACCUUCAGGAGGAUGUGGAAGUGGCUGCAGGAGCCCGAGUUCCAGCGCAUGUCUGCGCUCCGCUUGGCAGCAUGCAAAAGGAAAGAACAAGAACAUGGGAAGGAUAGAGGCAACACACCCAAAAAGCCGAGGUUGGUCUUCACAGAUGUCCAGCGUCGAACUCUACAUGCAAUAUUCAAGGAAAAUAAGCGUCCAUCCAAAGAAUUGCAAAUCACUAUUUCCCAGCAGCUGGGGUUGGAGCUGAGCACGGUCAGCAAUUUCUUCAUGAACGCAAGGAGGAGGAGUCUGGACAAGUGGCAGGACGAGGGCAGCUCCAAUUCAGGCAACUCAUCUUCUUCAUCAAGCACUUGUACCAAAGCAUGAAGGAACACCCACAAACUAAACCUCGGUGGAAAAGCUUUAAAUAAAAAAAUUUUUAAAAGACCAGGACCUCAAGAUAGCAGGUUUAUACUUAGAAAUAUUUGAAGAAAAAAAAAAAGUGUUAUUUAUAGUCCAAAGAAACCAAAGACUUAGCUCACCUGCAUUCUGACUUUGUUCGGAGACACACACUUCAGCGGGGCAACGACUUGGCAAGAGAAAAUAUGAGCAGAAAAGCACCACUGGAUCUCACACCUUCAAUCCAUGAUCAUUCUCGCUGUGCUUGGCUGUUUUGUGGUUUGGAGCAUAGUGAUUUUGAGCCAUUGAGUGGACAUCUUUUAAGAUCAGACUUUCUCAUCUGUUCCACUAUGCCACGAAGGUGUAUGGUGUCUCAGUACUGUGUGUGGGUACGUGAGUGCAUACACAUACAUACACACACACACACACACACACACACACACACACACACGCAUCACCAGUGGUUAGGGACUUAGGCAGGCUGGUCUUCAGGAAGGGUUGUGCUAUAGGAGUGCACCCAACAUAGUGUGGGGUUGUCUGAGUUCAUUGGAUAGGAGUGUGAUUUCGCUCGUCUAGCCUAGCGUUUGAACCUGCCAGGCCCGCAACCUAAAUGCAGAUUCAAACCCAGCAAAGAAAAUUUGAAUGACACCUAAACCAGUGCAUUCUCUUUGUUUGUUAAGGAAUGUUCAGAUAUUUUUUAAGAAAUGAAACAAGAGUCCAUCCAUUAAAAGAAAAAUCACCUAGGUACCAAAGAACACACUUAAUAUUAUAGUGCAGGUAUUUUAUUGCAAUGAUUUUAAUAACCAAAGCUAUUUUUACACAAGAUACUAUGUAAAGUUAUACGUAUAAACUGAUCUAGCUGUAAUACACAUGCCACAUAGAAUCAUGACUAUUAUUUAUGACUCUUGAAGCAUUUGAAAUAUUAGUUUUCAGAACUGGCAAGAAAGAAUGUAGCUUCAGGGAAGCAUUUAAUAUCAGAACAGAGAGGUCAGUGUAGUAUACAUGUACAUCCAGAUGGCACACUCCCUUUCGGGAUCCAUAAAUGAUACUUAGACAUAUAGACAUGAUGCCAUAAUCUGUUCAUAGCUGAGAAAACCUGGGGAUUCUUCCAAAGUAGGACCCCAUUUAUAAAUUAGAAAACUAAGUUUAACAGAGCAAACAAUUAAAUUAGAACAUUUGUUCAAAGUAAUGCUUUUUUAGUAAAAGACCACUGAAUAAAGGAUAUCAUACUUGGGUUAAUUUGACUGAAAGUUGCUUUAUGCAUUUGACACCAAAUACCUUUUUAAAAUAUUUUACGAACACACAAAGUGAGCAGACCAACAUUAUUAUUAAAAUGAACUAUCCAGUAUUUGUAACCAAAUUGAUCUUAGCCAAUCUCAGACAUAUUAUGACUUGAACAUCAAUAAAAAUAGCAGAGGCAACUGAGAAGUGGUGGAACGCCAUAGAAAAAACCAGAGUUCUAGUGGAAGACAAGACUUUGGGUUCUAUUGGCGUAAAGCUGUUUACUUCACUAAGCAUAGCCUCCAAAGUAUACUACAUUCUUUCUUGCUACUGCAUUAAGCUGGAAAUUUUCUAACAGAGUCUACUCUCUAACAGGGACAGAUAAAACACUAGAUCUGAGCUUCCAAAUACAAAAUUUUCAAUUUCUGUUUUUCCAAAUCACUUAACCAGAACUGGAGAAAUCAAGGGGGAAGAAAAAAACUAAUACAGUUGUACUAGCAGUACCCAAGUAAAUCACUUGCUUCCCAGAAAAAUUCUCUCUGAACUCCAUUGAAUUGUAACUCAAACAAAUGGAUGUCUUUUGUACUAUUAGGUAAAGAAUUGGGUACUCUUGGUUAAUUAGCACACCUAAUUAGAGAUAUGAAGUGAAAUGUUAUCACAACAAUAAGUUGUUAAUUGAUAUUCAUUAAAAUGCUAAAGGAAAAAUAUUGAACCAUCUUGACACAAAACCUAACUCCUUAAGGUCAAGUCUCAGCGUCUUGUCUAGGUCUAGAAAGAGACAGGCACCUGGAGAGAUGAAACUAAACCAACAAGCCAUCUGGAUUUCCUUCAUGUCUGCUGUAGAAUGAGAAAAGCAAACCAACACAUACUUCUCCUUUAAUGAAAUAGUGCAUUUGCCUUGACACAUUUUGUCUUAGUAUUUUUUUUUGUCUCAUACCAAACUCCAGCUUAAAAAUUUCUCUUCUAAAUAUGGCACAACUACAGUUCAGCUAUUAAAAGAGAGCAUUUCAGUGGCCACCCUUAGAGAUUUGCUUAACAUAUAAUCUUGUCAAUGACAUAAACCAAAAGGAAAAAAACUGAUUAACUUUUUCACUCUCUCCAGGAAUGGUGGGGGCCAGGGGUACAGCUAUAAUAAUAUAUUUAUAAUUCAGGAGGGAGGAAAGCCUUAUUUAUUUAAAACAUGAGAAUAUUAAAUGCAGGGACAUUCAAGCUGUGUCUACACACAAUCUUACCAAAUUCAGCUCCCCAGGAAAAACAAAAGUUGAAUUCAAACACCAUGGUUUUUAGUUCGUUUGUGCUACAUAACCCCUUCAGAUUGAUCCAAUUGCAUUUGACCUUUCAACCAAUUAUUUUGGUACUGUGUAGACACAGUCUCAGAGAAUAUUGCUACAUUUCUAAUAUUCCCAUCAUAAUGCUUUUUUGAAAAAAAAAAUACAGUGAUCCUAUUUGCUGACACCAAAGAUAAUUUUCAUACCAGCAUUGAAUUUGCACCCAUUACGCAAUUUCAGGGCCUAGAGAUAUAUUUUCUCAUAAACAGAUGCACAAAUCAGAGCCUGAAAAGCAAUUUUUUUACUUGACUUUUCAAGUAUACUCACAACCUUUGCUUUUUAGAAAUCAUAACGACAAACUCAGCUUCUCAUGAGCAAUAUACUCGUUACGUCAUGUACAACUGAUUCUUUAUUGCUUCUAACUUGGCAUGUGGCAUUAAUUUAUGGCUCAGCUUUCUUAACCUACCACACUCAACGGAGCAGAUCACAUGCCAUUUGCUCAUCCAUUAUUCUCAAUCCUUUUGGAAAAUUCACCUAAAAAGGUAUCUCAUUUUUUCAUUUGUAUGUUUGUUUCUUCCAGAACUGCACUUCACUUAACAUGUUUUGGGGUUCUGUGGGGUUUUUUUUUUGGUAGAAUGGAAGUUAGACUGUUUUUCACCAUAAACCAUUCAGGUCCUCUCAUGCCUAGAAGUUUCCCUGAAAGGGGGCAAAGAAAGAGAGUGGAAGAUGAGAAGUCUGGAUACUCCAGAAGCCCAGACUUCAGUAAAUGUUCAGGUAAAUGAAUUCUGAAUGUCAGGAACUAAGUAUUCAGUCCCUGGAUGCAGCUGUCAUAGACCCCAAAACCCAAAGAAAAUGUGGGGAAAUUCAGAAAUUCUAACUGAAUAUGUCACUCACUCUGCACCCCCCCCCAAAAAAAAGCAUAAUUAAUUUUCCAGGACAAAAAAGUAAAAGCACCAUGCUACUUUUGGACUCAUGCCACUCCCAUUGCUACCCCAGGUGAAUGAUCCAUCUUUGCAGGUUAAAUGCAAACUUUGCUAUACCAAAGAGUCCUAGGACAUUUUCACAUGAGCUAUAAAGGCAUUUUCUGUAAGAAAGGUCCUCCCUUCUUUGUACAUAAAGGAUGAAAACUAUGCAUUUAGCAAACAAAGAGAAAGCACUUCCCCCUUUCCUAUCUAGUUGUUUAGGGUGCAUUCAAACACCAGAGGCCAUUUUGAGAUGCGAUUGGCCUUCUGGAUUAUUCUUGUGGUGUGGUUAGCUUUACAGUACAUUUGGUAACUAUUUCCUAAAUAGUAAGGACAAAGAAGCAGAAGGUAAGAAAUAGCUACUUCCACGUGUAAAAAAAAAAAAGAAAAAAAAAAGAAAAAGAAAAAAAAAAGUGUAAAGAUCUACUAUUUAUAGUGUGAACCAAAGACGCUACCUCACUCGAUUUCCAUUGGUGAUUUUAAUCACAUUGAUGAUACCAAAGAAUACCAAAGAUAUUUUCAUGCACGGCCUUGGUCUGCAGAGGGAACUCCACCCUUUUCCCUCCCCCACCUCUCCUCCCCUCCUCACUCUUCACUCAGUGUGUAAACUUGUCUUCAUUCUUAAUAAUAAUGAUACGAAAUGAUAACAACAACAUUAGGAAAUACUACUCUUACUACUGCUAGUUCUACUUGUAAAUCUCUAGGCAAACAUGUUGCAAACUUUGUAAACUCCUAGGAUGAGUGCCUUGCUUGAACCAAAGUGUUAAACCGCUGUUGACCUCUCACCUUAUACUCUUUGAAUACCUCAGCCUCUUAGAAAGGCCACUAAUGAAAAAAAAAAAAAAAAGGAAUAAUUAUUCACCG